CAUGCCCCAGAAAGAAUUCUGUCCAAAGAGCUAUCAAGAGUCUCCUGCUGGGACUCAAGACCCCUCCGCUGUACAUCUUCGCUCAAGCCCGCAAGAGCGAUCCUUUGACUUCUCCUUUGAGCCAAUCCGUGAAAACCUAUUCAGAGUCACCUUCUCUUCUCAAACCCAUCCUCUUCCUCCUUAUCCCAGUGUGGCCAAGCCAACAACCAAUCUGAACGACGUUCACGUAUCUGCAACGAGCGACCACAGCCAGAAGACAAUUGAGGUCGGGGAUGUAACAGCCUCCGUUGAGUGGACCAAUACUCCGGUCGUCUCGCUAUCAUGGAAGGGCUCGAAGAAGCCCUUGUAUCGCGAUCUACCUCUGCGUUCCUAUGUCGCUGACGCAACUGGUAUCGCUCAUUAUACAGAGCAUGACCGCGAUGCUCUUCAUGUUGGAUUGGGGGAAAAGAGGGCCCCCAUGGAUCUCACUGGACGCCAUUUCCAGCUCUCGGCCACAGACAGCUUCGGAUAUGACGUCUACAACACCGACCCUCUAUACAAACACAUUCCUCUGCUGAUCAAAGCUUCUCCUGAUGGGUGCGUGGCUAUUUUCUCAACGACCCAUGGCAGAGGCACCUGGUCCGUUGGUUCGGAAGUUGACGGCCUCUGGGGCCAUUUCAAAAUCUACCGUCAAGACUAUGGUGGACUCGAGCAAUAUCUCAUUGUCGGGAAGACCCUCAAGGACGUUGUGAGAUCCUAUGCAGAGCUGGUCGGUCUUCCCAUUCUUGUUCCCAGAUGGGCAUAUGGGUACAUCUCAGGCGGAUACAAGUACACCAUGCUGGACGACCCGCCUGCGCACCUAGCCCUGAUGGAAUUCGCGGACAAGCUGAAAGAGCACGGAAUCCCCUGCUCCGCGCAUCAAAUGAGCUCUGGAUAUUCCAUCGCAGAAACUGAGCCGAAGGUCCGCAAUGUCUUCACCUGGAACAAGCAUCGGUUCCCCAACCCGGAAGAGUGGAUUGCCAAGUACCACUCUCGGGGCAUUCGUCUACUCUCAAACAUCAAGCCGUUCCUGCUCGCCUCCCACCCCGAUUUUAAGAAACUUGUUGAUGCAAAUGGAUUUUUCAAAGACCCUGAUACUAACAAACCGGGCUAUAUGCGACUGUGGAGUGCUGGAGGCGCAACUGGAGGUGAUGGAUGUCAUAUCGACUUCUCCUCAUCCGUUGCGUUCAAGUGGUGGUAUGAUGGAGUUCAAAGCCUGAAACGUGCCGGAAUAGAUGCCAUGUGGAAUGACAACAACGAGUACACGCUUCCAAAUGAUGAUUGGAAGUUGGCCCUGGAUGAGCAGACCGUCUCCGAAGCCGCCAGAAAGGGUGCUGAGAACUCUGUUGGACUCUGGGGGCGGGCUAUUCAUACCGAGCUCAUGGGCAAAGCCUCCCACGACGCUUUGCUUAAUCUCGAGCCCAAUCAGAGACCUUUCGUCUUGACCCGGAGUGCCACCGCAGGCACAAUGCGCUACGCUGCAAGCACCUGGAGCGGGGAUAACGUUACCAGCUGGGAAGGCAUGAAGGGAGCAAACGCUUUGUCCCUCAGUGCAGGCAUCUCUCUCCUGCAGUGCUGCGGUCAUGAUAUUGGAGGAUUCGAAGGACCCCAGCCUUCUGCCGAACUGCUUCGCCGAUGGAUCCAGUUGGGCAUCCACUCGCCCCGUUUCGCCAUCAACUGCUUCAAGACAUCCCCUGGAAACAGCUCAGUCGGAGAGGUCAUCGAGCCCUGGAUGUACCCCGAGAUCACGCCUCUUGUCAGGGACACCAUCAAGCGUCGUUACGAGAUCCUUCCCUAUAUCUACUCUCUCGGUCUAGAGAGCCAUCUGACCGCUUCUCCACCCCAACGCUGGGUGGGCUGGGGCUAUGAAUCCGACCCAGAAGUCUGGACGAAGACUCUCAAGUCCGGAGACGAGCAGUUCUGGUUUGGUGACUCCAUCCUAGUCGGAGGCGUCUACCAGCCUGGCGUAAGCAUCGCCAAGAUGUACCUUCCCCGAAAGGCGAAUGACCUGUUCGACUUUGGGUAUGUGAACAUAAACGAGCCCUAUAACUACCUCGCUUCCGGACAAUGGGUUGAAGUCUCCUCCGAAUGGAGGAAGAGCAUCCCCCUCCUGGCCAAGAUCGGUGGUGCCAUCCCCGUCGGAAAGUCCGUCCAUACCCGGGUGCCUGGCGAUGAGACUCCGGCCUCUGUGGCCGUGGAAGAGAUUGACGAUUACAGAGGAGUCGAGAUCUUCCCUCCCCGUGCCAGUUCUCAUGGACAAGUCUUCAGUACCACCUGGUUCGAAGACGAUGGAAUCUCGCUUAAUCCGAGCAUCUCACAGUACACUAUCAAAUAUAGCUCCACAGAAGAGAAGGUCGUCGUUGGGUUCACCCGUGAUGAGAAAUCCGGGUUUGUUCCUGCUUGGAAGGAGCUUGAUAUCAUCCUUCAUAACGGUGAUGAGAGACGCGUUGAUUCCGAUAUUGGGAAGCCGGUGGAAUACAAGGGGAAGGACUCUCGCGGCCGGGUGGUGUAUACCUUGAAGAACUAGGGUACAUUGAUGCUGGUUCGUAACCCUUUCUUGUUUUCAGCAUUGCAGGUGGGGAUUCACGAAAAUGUCACUGCAUCAUGAUAAUGUGAGGGGCGUUUGAAAAUAGAGAAGAAUGAGUUCCAAAAACAUGUAUGCUGCGACAGAAGUAGACCUAUUUUUAGUUAGACUAGCAUGUCAGCCAAGC
Molecule: messenger RNA, 2729 nt
Organism: Aspergillus sclerotioniger CBS 115572
Lineage: Eukaryota; Fungi; Ascomycota; Eurotiomycetes; Eurotiales; Aspergillaceae
Product: putative alpha-glucosidase
Exons: 1
Biological process (GO): carbohydrate metabolic process
Molecular function (GO): hydrolase activity, hydrolyzing O-glycosyl compounds; carbohydrate binding
Source: RefSeq, a predicted model, not a curated record